Messenger RNA from Mya arenaria, 2416 nucleotides. RefSeq lists its product as uncharacterized. The coding region runs from base 344 to 1348 and encodes 334 amino acids. The transcript is spliced from 2 exons. The record is from RefSeq and is a predicted model, not a curated record. NCBI's taxonomy places the organism in Eukaryota, Metazoa, Mollusca, Bivalvia, Myida, Myidae.
UUGCAUUGAUGUUUACAAUGCAUUGAUGUUUACAUUUAAAUACCAAAGUGCUUAACUAAGUUUUGAAAAUAGUUUUUGAACGUUUAUAAUUAUGCCGUUUUAAAUAUUAAAUCGGCUGUAAUCUUUCAGUCAUUUAUUGUAUUAACAAUAUGAACGGAUAUAAACACUCACGAACGGAUGGUUAGUUUAACACACAAACUUUAAUAACUGAUACAUGCAAACUGUUUCGAAUAUAGAUGUGUGUUUACAGUUUCCUUGGCGCUUAGUUAUUAUUUGACUUGAAACUGGACCAUACGUUGUAUACCUAUAAAGUUCGUUGGUUAUUUCAUCACAGACAGUAUACAUGGGUCAGGACACCACCCUUCAUGCAUCUCAAAGGACUGACGACCUCAGUCAUGUGAUGUUCAUCUUUCAGCUCUUUCAGAGCGGCUUGAUAUUCACGGCCCUCAUGGCCGGCGCCAUCUGUAUCGGUCAUCUACUCUUAAUGCGGAAGUACUGCCGAAAUACCACGACGCUGCUCGCAGUGGUGCUCUCUGGAUUUUUGCAUCUGAUCGCAAGCGUGCGUAUGUUGACAAUUGCCGAAAAUUACAUGAAAAGACGCGUAAAACAGGGACCUCCGAGCGUCGGCUCGUGCUUGGAUUACUCGAUGACGGCGGCGUUUGCAAACGGGGUGGUGCUCGUGUUUAUCGUGCAUAAUGUUUUUGUUCAGAACUUUAAAUGGUCGAUGUCUUCGUGUCUAGCAUACGCAGGCACACUUAGCUGCAUCAUCACAGGAAGUUUUUCCGUAAUCAAGAUUGUGCCGCAAAAUAGCCCACUUCCAGUUACACAACAUUCGCUUGAGACGCUUGGGACAUAUGGAAGUCAUCACUUUAACGUAUUCUUGUUCGUGUGUCAGAAAAACGUUUACGAGGAAAGAUGGGCUAUUCUGGUGGAAUAUUUAGUGAUAUACGUACCCGUCAUGUUCACCGUGCUGGUUGCUCUUUGCAUGAACAGGACAAAACAAACGGAUGUCACCAUCACAGAGCUAAAGAUUAUUUCAAACAAAGAGUGCAACGUUUCAGUGUUUAAAUGCAAUUGUGUUAAAUUGAACUCAGCCAUGGUUGCCGUUCUUUUAUACAUUACUAUUGUCUUACUCAUAGUACGGCCAGGAUACAUUCUGUAUGCGCACGCAACUUCGGGUUACUUCUUGGACAUAUUGCCAAGUUUGUUACAGACAGUAAUUUUCACUUUUACUUGCUCUGAAUAUAUUGGAAAGGUUCUUAUUCGAUCACAAUAUUGCAAUAAUGAGGUGAAAUCAAACGGCUAUUGUGACUGUAAACAUAAGGGCAAGCCUCUUAUGCAGGUUUGAUAAGCUGUAAAUUUCUGUAGACAGGUUAUUUAGAGAUGUGUUGUUUAAAUGUAAAGACGCACUUGCUUUGAAUGGGAAAUCCAUCAUUAUGUUUCCACAAAACUGUGAAACUACGCUCAAAUAUGUUUGUAGCGCUUUUGUAACUGGGUAAAAAAGCACAUAAAGGAAUUAUAUUGACAAAGUUAAAGUCGAAAUAUUCUCAAAUAUUUACACUUGGUGUCAUCUUCGUUCAUUUUAUUAAAAUGUUACUUAUGGCAAGAAACAACAUGUUAAGAUGGAACUUGGGAAACAAUUAUGCUAAGAAUGGCGGGAAGCUUAUGGGUAGCCUAAAAUACAUAAACUUGAGCUCUUCGAUGCGGACAGAAAAACUUGCUGUGACAAGCAAACGAGUUGUUUAUGUUCGUACAUGAUAUUUGUAUGCAAAAGAAGUUGUUUAUAUAUAUUUAAAUUGAUAGAAUGAUAUAUACGUUUCGUGAUUAGUAGGUAAAGAAGGCUGUGAUAAUUGAAUAAUAUCCAAUUGAAAUAGUGUUUAAAUUUCGAUUUUUUUAUGUGUACAUUUGAAUUUGUAGUAAAAGCAUAAGGUCACUGUAUUUAGAUAAACUGUUAUAACAACGAUCCUGCAUGCAUAUUUUGAAUCAUGUUUAUGCGUUAUUCAUAUUAUUUGUAUGUGUUGAGUCAUUUCUAUUCCCUGAUAUGUAUCAUUUGAGAACAAUGUUUGAGGUAAAUCGCAUUAAGAUUAUAUGUUUACUCCUUGUAGGUUAUUGUCCACUACAUAAUUUCCCUAUAGAAACGUGUUCUAUAGUUAAUUGACCGAUGUGCACGCGAAAUAACACUGAUUUUUAUAUUACUAGACCGUCAACUACGUAUAGAGGAUGAUAGUCUUACAUGUGGACCAAACAUUAAACGGCAUUAAAACAAUCCUUAAAAUUGCCAGAACACAGACACUAUGUACUGAAUAUAGUAAAACCAUAAAGCAACAAGACACGAUGUUUUAAACACGACAUUGUACUAUCAGACGAUUUGAAAAACUCAGUUCUUGAGUACAUUUUCGGUUUGAAUUUUAAAGGA